Molecule: messenger RNA, 1199 nt
Organism: Cimex lectularius (bed bug)
Lineage: Eukaryota; Metazoa; Arthropoda; Insecta; Hemiptera; Cimicidae
Exons: 3
Coding region: 179-1078 (299 amino acids)
Source: RefSeq, a predicted model, not a curated record
GUUCUGAUAAGGCCGCCAGUUCAUGACUGAUCUCGAGGGGGGAAACAUCGGACGAAAUCGACCUCCGGCCAUCGGCCACCGUGUGAGUGAUGUGGUAAACGUAAACCGGAAAAAAAAUAAGUGAAGUGUUUUUUGGAAAAUUGAAAAACAGAAGGCACCCAGAACGUACAGCCCGAGGAUGGAAGACAAAGAAAAUCAAAAUACAAGGACGAAAGAUGACGAGGAGCUCGGCAACGAGGGGGUCGAGACGUUGGAGGAGGCCAGGAAGAUGAUCAGGGAGCUGAGGGAGAGGCACAGGCACCAAUCUCUGCAACUGCUCGCUUGGAGGAGGCGGUACAAAGCACAAGAGGACCAUAUAGCAAGGGUGAACCUGGAAAGAAACGAGCAGUUGAGAAAGCUCUCGAUGCAGCUGAUGCUUUUUGAGUCGAGGCUUUGCAGAAAGCAGAGGGACAUCGGCGUCCUUUUGUCGCAGAGAGAAGGCAUCAUAACAAGGCAGCAGAAGGCCAUAAAGCAGCUGCAAAGCCGUCUUGCGGACGCAGGCGUCGAGCUGAACGAGGAGACCAACCUCGAUUCCCUCAACGACAGCGACAGCGCCGUCAUAAUGGAAGACGACGACCUCGCCAUGCCGUGUCCGAACGGAGUCAGGAUCAUCAGAAGCGUCUCGGACGCGCUCGAAACCACAAACAGCAACAAAUAUUCCAUGCUUAGAAGAAGCAAUUGCCUACUCCGCAGGCCCGAGAUUCUCGAGACGGUGUACAGCGUUGAGGAGGACGGCGACGGCGACGCCCCGGCACCACAGCAGCAACCCGACCCUCCUCCACCUCCCGAAAAGAGGACGCCCAAACUGAAAGACCUAUCCGGCAGCUUCGAAAGACUGGACCACGGCCCUCCUCCCCAUCUCACCACCUAUAACAGAGUCAUGAGCAAUCAUCGAUCCGUGACGAAACCCAAAGAUGUCAAAUACAAAAGAAUCAACAAAGCUAAAUCGAAAUCCCUUGAAGAGCUGAGGGGUCGCCUUAAAAACUGGGUCGACAAAGGCAGUAAAAUCGCCGUCUCACUCGAUCAAUCCUUAGCUUAGUCGACUUUUCACUCAUACCGUUUCUUCAAACAGGGAUCAAAAACAUACUUCACGUUUCAUUGAACAUCUCUUUUUAAAAAGUAUUAACAAAGGGUGUAGAAAAUAUAUAUUUUUUCGACUA